AUGCAGAAAGGGGAGCAGAAUCCAGCGCCCUAUGUCCAGCCACGCCACCUCAGAGACAGCGGAAUGCGGAAAUCUCCUGACAUGAGUCCGCGUCGUUUGUCCGAUAUCAGCCCUCAACUUCGACAGUUAAAAUCUCUCGUCCUCGACGAAGACAUAAAAGAGGAGCUGAAGUCCUCUAAAUCAGUAGAGGACAUAAAUAACGCUACGAUAGAGGAGCGGAUCCUUAGGAUUACAGGCUACUAUGGAUACCAGCCUUGGGGUACAGCCUCCAGAGCAGAGGAUCGUUCCAGAGAGAAAGCCGACGUGAAGGCCGACGGUCACGUGGGCGGGGCCGCGGGCGUGUCCAGGGCGGAGCCUGCAAGCAGACGGCAGAGCCUGCGUUGUUGCGUGCAGGUGACCUGUGUGCACCUUCGUCAUGCGCUGUGGGGAUUCGCCAUGCUGAUAUGCGUGUGCUCGUCUUGGUCAGGCUCCACCCAGCUGGCCAAACUGACGGUCAGGCGCUUAAACAUACCUUUUGCCAUCACCUGGUUCUCCACAUCCUGGAACUGCCUCAUCUUCCCUCUGUACUACCUGGGUCAUCUGUGCUGCAGCAGGGAGAGACACACACCCAGGCAACGCUUCAGGGAGUGCUGUCGGUUCCUGGGAGAUGACAAGCUAUCUGUGAAGGUUCUGUUAUCCAGGGUGGCUCCGUUUGGUCUGCUGUGGACUCUUACACACUACCUGUACCUGCAGGGCAUCCGCAGGAUCCCGCCCACCGACGCCAGCGCCCUCUUCUGCUGCAGCCGAGCGUUUGUCUUCCUGCUGUCUUGGAUCGUGCUCAGAGAGCGCUUCCUGGGAGUGCGGAUUGUGGCAGCUAUUUUAGCCAUAGCUGGAAUAGUGAUGAUGACAUAUGCAGAUGGUUUCCAUAGUUACUCAGUGAUUGGCAUCUCCUUGGUAGUUGGGUCUGCUUCAACAGCAGCUGUGUACAAGGUUCUGUUCAGGUUGAUCUUGGGCAGUGCCAAACUGGGUGAAGCAGCAUUGUAUCUGACUGCCCUCGGAAGUGCCAACAUGCUCUUCGUCAGCAUUGUGCCGUUCAUACUCUUCCUCACUGGUGCAGAGGACUUUGGUUCACCUGGUGAUAUACCGUGGCCUUGUUUAUGCGGCAUAGCUGGUCUUUUAAUAGUGUUUAAUUUCCUGCUGAAUUUUGGCAUUCUGAUAACCCUUCCGACUUUGAUUUCGCUGGGAGUAGUCCUUAGCGUACCAGUAAAUGCUGUCAUAGACCGCUGCAGUGGUGAGAUCCAGUUCAACAGUGUCCGUGUGAUCGCAGUCUCCAUCAUCUGCCUGGGCUUUUUAUUAAUGUUGCUCCCUGAAGACUGGGACCAGUGCUUACUGCAACUCCGUUCCUUGUUGUGCCGAAAGAAACAACCAGCAGAGGGCGCCAAAGAGAUGCAUACAGAAACACUGCACAUAAAAACUAUGGAGACUAGGAACUGCAACUCCAAGUCGACUCCUUGUCACUGA
Messenger RNA from Chanos chanos (milkfish), 1500 nucleotides. It is a transcript of the gene slc35f3a, whose product is annotated as solute carrier family 35 member F3a. The record is from RefSeq and is a predicted model, not a curated record. The transcript is spliced from 8 exons. Gene Ontology annotation, cellular component: membrane. Lineage: Eukaryota; Metazoa; Chordata; Actinopteri; Gonorynchiformes; Chanidae. The coding region runs from base 1 to 1500 and encodes 499 amino acids.